Linepithema humile (Argentine ant) is the source of this 2010-nucleotide messenger RNA. Its product is annotated as peptidylprolyl isomerase domain and WD repeat-containing protein 1. Gene Ontology annotation, biological process: protein peptidyl-prolyl isomerization. Gene Ontology annotation, molecular function: peptidyl-prolyl cis-trans isomerase activity; protein binding. Lineage: Eukaryota; Metazoa; Arthropoda; Insecta; Hymenoptera; Formicidae. The record is from RefSeq and is a predicted model, not a curated record.
ACUUGCACUCAGUGCAAUGCAUUGGUUCAGUUCAGUUCAGUGCAGCAAUAAAGAACAAACCUAGUGUAAACAUUCAUGUAGUUGAUAUAAGUGUCUUUAUUUGACUGAAAAUCGUGUUUACGUGGUGAUAAUAAUGAGUAGUAAACGUGAACACGAAGGAAGUGACACAGAAGAUGGUUGGAUUGGACCAUUACCUUCGGAAGCUGCACCACAAAAGAAGCAACGAGUCUUGGAGUAUGAACAAGUCUAUAUAGAUAACUUACCAUGUUGCGAAUGCUAUGAGAAGUCUUACAUGCACAGAGAUGUUAUUACUCAUAUUUUAGUAACAAAAUCAAACUUUGUGAUAACUGCUAGUUGCGAUGGACAUAUAAAAUUUUGGAAGAAACAAGAGGAAUUAAUAGAAUUUGUAAAACAUUUUCGGGCACACUUAAUGGCAAUACAGUCAAUGUCUGCAAGUUGCAAUGGUGUUCACGUGUGCUCAGUCAGCAUAGAUAAAGCUAUGAAAAUAUUUGAUGUUAUUAAUUUUGAUAUGAUAAAUAUGAUAAAAUUGGACUUUGUGCCACUUUGUGCUGAAUGGAUAUAUUCAGCUGGUGAUGCCAUAUCUGCUGUGGCAGUGUCUUCACAAGAAUCGAACAAAAUAUACAUUUAUGAUGGCCAAGGAACAAAUACACCCCUACAUAUAUUUGAAAAACUGCACACUAAACCUGUUGUCAUUAUGAAAUAUAAUCCUGUGUACGAGACGUGUAUUUCCGUCGACAGAGCAGGAAUAUUGGAGUACUGGACGGGUCCAAAAAUGGAGUACAAAUUUCCUAAAUGUAUAACAUUCGAAUCAAAGUUGGACACAGAUCUGUUUGAAUUUGCCAAAAAUAAAACUUACCCGUGCGGCUUAGCGGUCUCGCCUGAUGGCAAACGAUUUGCAUCCUUCAGCGGAGAUAGAAAAGUUAGAGUUUUUAAUUUCCGAACAGGCAAACUUUAUAGGAUAUUCGACGAGACGCUACAAAGAUUUAGCGAGUUACAACAAACUGUACAGCAACUACCGAACAUGGAAUUUGGACGGAGAAUGGCGGUCGAAAGAGAAUUGGACAAAACCGAAACGAAUUUGGGAAAUAUCAUUUUUGACGAAUCUGGUUAUAUUAUUUUAUAUCCUACAAUGCUGGGCGUUAAAAUGGUGAAUCUUUAUACAAACCGUUGUAUUAAAAUUAUGGGAAAGCCGGAAAAUAUACGACCAACACAACUAGCAUUAUUCCAGGGAAAAGCGAGGAAAACAACUGCUGCGUUAACUGUCGAAAUGGAGGCUUCUGAGAAUCCCACGAUGGAGUUGAACCGGCCUGACCCGACGUUGUUUUGCACGGCACACAAGAAAAAUCGAUUUUACAUGUUUUCGAGACGAGAACCCGAGGAUACGAAAAGUCAGGAAUGCGAUCGGGAUGUCUUCAAUGAAAAGCCUUCUAAAGAAGAUAUUAUAUCUUCGACGGAGGCCACGAAUAUGCAAAAGAUAUACGACACGGCAAUCAUUCAUACAGCGCUUGGCGAUAUCCACGUCAAUCUCUUCGGCAAGGACGUACCCAAGACUGUGGAAAAUUUCUGUGUACACGCGAAGAACGGUUACUUUAACGGUCACAUAUUUCAUCGAAUUAUCAAGGGCUUCAUGAUUCAAACAGGCGAUCCUACCGGGACCGGCACCGGCGGUGAAAGCAUAUGGGGCGGCGAGUUCGAGGACGAAUUCAAGCCGAACUUAAAGCAUGAUAGACCGUAUACUUUGAGCAUGGCUAACGCAGGAGCGAAUACGAACGGUAGCCAAUUCUUCAUUACAUUGACACCAACGCCUUGGUUGGAUAACAAACAUACCGUGUUCGGCCGAGUCCAUAAAGGAAUGGAGGUUGUACAAAAUAUUAGCCAAGUGAAGACGAAUCCUAAAACUGAUAAGCCUUACGACGACAUACGAAUAGUCAGCGUGACUGUAAAAUAGUUUUAUAAAAUGAAUAAAUCAAAAUACAUUUGUACAAAAUA